CGAUUCUCAUUAGCAACGUCAUAUUGCGUCCGGAAGAUAAAACCAGCUGUUAAUUAAUCAUUAAAACAUGGAACAUUAAUGGCUAGUGAAAAUCGAGGCUGUUUCGUUUGGCUCAUAAGUUUAAAGAAAUCUUGCAACGAAAGAUUUGCAAGAUUUCGAAACCGCAUGCGCCAAAGAUAUUAUUACAAGAAGAGGCAAGACUCUUGACCCAGAAACCCUGUUAAAUGAAACAGGUACUGCCGACAUGGUCGUCUGUAAGAUUGCCAGCAAGUCAACCAAAGUCGUUCCUGAAAAUCUGUCAUCAAAGAAUGACGAGGCUGUUGCUUCUAAAAUUACAACAGUGACAGGGACCGCAGCAGACGAUGAGAGCAUGGCAGACGACAUACUUGUUGAAGAAUUCGUAACACGCAUCAUUAACAAGGCAGCCGACACACUGAGACAGGAGUUGCCUAGCAAUUCAACGACCGUAACCGUGAAGCGGGCAGACGACAACAGUUCAUUGUCCUCCAGUAUCAUCAGCCAAAUUGCUGAUAUGGCUGUUACGGAGAGCUUGACAAAUAUUAUGACAGAUGCAGACAUCAACCAAUCUGCUAUUAGAGCUCCUAGAACUGUCAAAGAAUUCAAGGAAGCAUUUGGCAUAACCGGAUAUGACGCCAUUGAUGACGGUCUUCCACCUGUAAGCGUGUAAGAGUGCAAGAAAAAAGAAACUACGUGUGUGUGUUUGUUUAUGUGUUUGUUUUGUUUUUGUUUGUUUUGUGUUUGUUUGUUUGUUUGUUUAUUGUGUUUGUUUUUUUGUGUUUGUUUGUAUGUCUGUAUGUUUGUUUUUGUCCUGUCUUGUUUUAUUUUGUCUUGUUUUGUGUUUUUUCCUGUUAUUUUCGUGUAUCGUGUGUUUUAUUAUUAUUAUUAUUAUUAUUAUUAUUAUAAAUUAUUAUUAAUAUUAUUAUAAACUAUUAUUAUCAUUAUUAUUAUUACAAAUUAUUAUAAUUAUUAUU
Messenger RNA from Ruditapes philippinarum (Manila clam), 992 nucleotides. RefSeq lists its product as uncharacterized. The coding region runs from base 245 to 688 and encodes 147 amino acids. NCBI's taxonomy places the organism in Eukaryota, Metazoa, Mollusca, Bivalvia, Venerida, Veneridae. The transcript has 7 exons. The record is from RefSeq and is a predicted model, not a curated record.